GAAGAAUGGCUGCUUCAGUAGUCUCUGAUAAACCUCUUCCCCCUCACUGAAAGGUGUGAAAAAACGGAGCUCAACCGGCCUCUGCACAGCCUAUUUGAUUAUGUACCGGUAGCGAGCUGCUGCUAUACUAGCCAGUAAAGAUGAGAUUCAACCAAAAGGAGCUUCAAUACCUAGCUCAAACUGCCAAAAAGCAGGACGUAGAUAAAGAGGGUGCAUUGUUUUUGAGGGAGAAGCAGGAAGGAUUGUUCAAAAAAGGAGAAGUGUUCACGGAAAGAUGGUUCCUAUUGAGGGGAAACUUGCUGUUUUACUACAAAACCAAGGAAAAGGGUUCCGAGGUGGUUGGUGUCAUUGUUUUGGAGCGAUGCACGGUGGAAUUGGACCCCGAUGAGGACAAGAUGUUCUCCUUCCAAUUAGUCUUUGAAGGUGAUGAUCGCAUCCAGUACCUAGCUGCUGAAAUAGAAAAAGAGCGAGAUGCUUGGAUUCAAGCCCUCCACAUUGCCAGUUACGAGUGCCUUAAGAUGCAACUGGAGUGUCUGCGGGAACAGCUCCGAGCCAAAACUGGUCAUGAUCCAAUACAGCAGCCUUCACCGGCUGUGCUGGAUGAGUCAACUUGUUUAGGAUCUGUGAGUGCCGAUGAACCUGUGAUAGAGAUGUGCUUACGCUGUGAUAAUCUUCCUCAUGGUGGCCAAGGACAGGAACCCAAUGCAAUGGUGGUUGUCAGCACUCUCACUCCUCCGGAACAAACUUGGGCGAUACUUGCUCAUUCAGAAAUUGAGGAUAGAACGAGUAAUCCUGUGUUUAUGAAGACAAUUUGUAUGAACUGGCAAUCAAUCUCCGUGGCAACCAGAGUUAGACUUUCUGUUUAUGACGUGAAGGAGAGGCUCACAGAAACGAUGGCUCAAAUAGGGUAUGCACUUUUCACAAUGGACGAACUUCUGAAAGCACCUGAGAGCAUUCUCGAGUUAAAUCUCGGUGAGGGUUGUGGUACUGUGACAGUGCGGGCUUGGCAAGGAGAGACCAUAUUUGAAGAUGAUGGGGCACUUGAUGAUGAUAAUGUGGAUGAUGUAUUUGAUAAAUCUGAAGCUGAGCUACUCAAUGCUUCAAUGACCUCAACUGGUACUCUGAUGAGUCUUGACGGUGAUGAUCUUCUUGCCGACAUCCCAUCCGCCAGCAGGGGAGUUGUCCGGAGCAAAUCGAGUGACCGUGUGCGACAGUUGCGCGCCCUGUAUGACAAUAUCUCAACCAGGGUGUAUAGGUUCCCAACCAAUAAGGGAGGAGAGGUCAAAGUUCAUGAAUUUAUGGGGGAGAGCAAACUCACAUUUUAUGUACCAAAGGAAUUACUUAAGAUUUGGAUCGAGGAAGAAAAAACUAGAAUGAUUCAGCUACAAGAUCUUGGAAAGCUAAACGGCCGGCAUGAACAUGUGCGGCAGGCAUGUAUAGAUCACAGUGUUGAGCAGCAGAAUAUUUAUACCGAGGCCCUCUGCAAUAUAUCUUGCUAUGAAGGACCACCAUUUAAACCAAGCACCAAAAGGUUACUACGAGAGAUGGAGUUUGUUCCUACAAAUCUACAUCUACAGAGGAUGGCAGUGUUAAGUGAAAAUAGUCAGAAAGCUUCAUACUAUGAUACGAUAACGGUCGGUGCUUUUAUUGCAUACCCGAUGCGAUUCAAACAUGGAGGAUUAAGAAGACUCAUUUUACAAUUUCGUGAACAAUACAUAAAUAAGUUUGGCGCUGAGCCACAGGUAGAGAAAAUCACAGAACUCUUGAAUACCGUUGCUGUGUUACGCAAGGAUAUUCAUUUUGAGAGUGAGGGUGUUAGUCGGGCGGCAGUGCAAGGUGAUCAGGAAGUACUACCUCAUGCAGCACAGAGGCUUAGUGAUAAGGUUCGGCAGUUAACACUUGUGUGUGAGAGCAGUGUUGUUGAACAAUCUCUACAAGCCUUCACGUGGAUGAAGACCAAUGAUGCAGACUUCACCAACAACCGACGGCCAGCUACGGAAUAUGUGUCUCCAAAUAACAAUUAUGCAGAUAAAAAUUGGCGAUGGACGAGUGCAGACUGCAAUCCAUCCACUGUUGGAGAACCUUGGGAUAUUAUGCGGUCAAACCUCGAAGCUAUUGUGGUCUGUAUGAUAUCAAAAAUCGACCAUCUCCUGAAGAACUACUCUGGAAACAAAGACAUCUGGAUGGAGGAGAUUGAACCACUAGUCACAAGGACGAAGGGAGCUGUGGAAAAUAUGGCCAAACUUGUCCUGGCAUCACUCACUUUCAAAAUGGUUCAGGAGCUCAGCUCUAAUGUCGCACUUUGGCACAGUAUCAAAUAUCGGCGGGACGUCAUAUUCUCUCAUGCACUCACAACACUUAUCACAGCUUUCAUCACAAAAAUACGCAGCUCUAUCAAGAACGGGACUUUUCUCUCACAAAUUGCACGAAUCGGUAUCAUUGCGAGUUUCGAAGGUUUACUCAGUUGUCAUGGCGAUGAGAUGGGCAUGCUCGAGGAUAUGGUAAUUGCUGUAAAUGAUCUCAAUAAUGUCAAAUUCCGCAUUGUGCACUCUGCAGAAACGGAAAAAAUCUUGCCGCGGAUAGUUGUGGAUAGUCAUAGGCCUACGCGACAAGGCAGCAGUGUGAAGACAGAGAGUCAUCCUGAUGCAAACAGGUGUGGUAUCAUUGUGGAAGUUCCUGCCCCUCCAAAUCAGUUCCAUCUGUUACCACACGAGCUGCAGAGAGGUCAUCUGGUCAAGGUCACGCCAGUCAUGUUCAAUAUCGGUCUCAACGAACAAGCGACUCUUGCAGAAAAGUUUGGUGAUAACUCAUUACAGGAAGGGAUCAAUGUUGAGGGAUGUCAAGGCAUGAUAACCUAUUACGAGAAAUUUGCUGAAACGUUUGGUGAACCAGCUAAAAUUGGAAGCGACAGUCUACCGCUGGGUGAGCUGAUGGCACGUCUGCAACACAAUGUUAGUGUGAAAAAAUCAAAGAAUGUGGAGAUUUUACAGCUGGCUGAAGAGAUAUGCCGCCAGAUGAAUGGACUCCGGUUUACCAGUUGUAAGAGCGCGAAAGAUCGGACCGCCAUGAGCAUAACUCUUGAGCAGGUUCAGAUACUACAGAGACAACAUGACCUGGCGUCGCACGUCUUCAUGGGUUCACUGGAAUGUAUGAGAAGUGAGGGAGUCCGGAGAGAAAACACAUACAAGAACACUGGUGCACGCAAAUACGCUUUCAACAGUUUACGGGUGCUAUCUUUGCCAAAAUUAUACCGCCCACCCCACGGGACAUAUGGAAACGUCCAAACAUAGAGUACAUGUAUCUCUGUGUAGUCCAUUCCUAUUAAUCAAUGCAAUGUACUUAAACUCAUGUACAAGUGUGGUCUACUCAUUUGUUUCAAAUACUGACACUGUAAACUCCUUUCGGAGUGUAAUUCUGAUGUCAAAAUACUUCAUGUAUUUUGACAUCAUUAUAGCCAUCAUAUGGGUACAGGUUUGAGUUGGGAUGGGAUGGGAGCAUGAAUUACUGUGAUAAGAGUAAUUUAAACGCAGUAUAGAAUAUUUUUUGCAUUGUAAGGUGUUUUGAUUGAAAAGGCAUAACCUUUUCCAUGUAGAUCUAAAAGGACAAUCCUAAACAUCUAAUAUCAGUGAUAUUUUCUUUUGGCACCAAUUACUUAUAUCCUGUAGUGCUUGAGCUUGCUAGACAGUCACGCCUGUUGAUCAAUUCAUUGGUAAGGCAUUUGCUUAGCGAUUAUGAAUUGAUUUAUAUCACGUUUGUGAUGGAAUGCCUCAUGUACAAGGAUACAUGAGGAAGGUAAUGGUCCUUGUUAAAAUGCUUUUAAUUGGUCUUGUCUUGUUAAAGACUGUUGUACUUCAAUCAUGUGAUCUGAUAAGAGUAUUACAUACAUGUAUGACAUUUUCUCUGUGCAUGUACCUGUACAUGUAGGCAUGCUAUUUUAUGCAUAAUUAUUUUUCCAAAUUAUUUAUUUCUUAUUGGUAAAAUUUUAUACAGAUUUAGGAUGUCAGUUGUUUCUAACUGUUGGUAAUGUAUGUAUUUGAAGCUUGGCCUGCUUUGGUUUGAUACUAAAAGUUGCCUCAGAUAAGAUUGACCUUUUAGAAAUCCUACACAAGAAUGCUGGCAUCGUAUGGUGGUAUGUCAGUGCCCCUUGAUGAUUUGCCAGAUCCACAAAGAUGGCGACACAUUCAGCUCAAAGUCAUUGUGCACCAUAGGUGUAUUACCAGCCAAUCAGGCGCACACAAGAAUAAUAUUUACUUUAACACAAUAAAACAGUUUAAGAGCCUGGUUUGUGUUAAAUGGUUUUCUGCCCAAGUGGGUGAAAAGGUGAUGUACGCUCACCUGGUGUAAUAUCUUACUUCAUAGUCAUAUCUGAAUGCAACUUUGUAAAUCGUAGUCAGGCUUUUGAGCAAACUGGAUUGUCUUGUUAAUCAGCUUGUAAUAUGUGACCCGCUCUACCAAAACUAGGCGCUUGUCGCAUCUGAACUCGACAGGUUGAUACGGACUUGUUGUUCAUUUCCCUAUUGUAGACCUUUUGUGAAAUCUAUUACAAACUGAUUUGGUCACAUUUCACAAAAGGUC
Lineus longissimus is the source of this 4575-nucleotide messenger RNA. Its product is annotated as inositol polyphosphate-4-phosphatase type I A-like. Gene Ontology annotation, cellular component: cytoplasm. The record is from RefSeq and is a predicted model, not a curated record. Gene Ontology annotation, molecular function: phosphatidylinositol-3,4-bisphosphate 4-phosphatase activity. Lineage: Eukaryota; Metazoa; Nemertea; Pilidiophora; Heteronemertea; Lineidae. The transcript is spliced from 24 exons. The coding region runs from base 141 to 3290 and encodes 1049 amino acids.